AUGCCUUAAUUCUUGUUGUAGAAGAAUCUGAAUAACAGUCUAGGUAUUGCCUCAGAAGUAAUAAAGUCAAUUUUUAAAAGAGUAAAUCUAAAGAUUGGUAUUAUUGAAGCUGAAAAGAAAGCUACGCCAUAUGCUGUUUUCUAUACAUAAGAGUAGUGCUUGCUGCUUUCGGACAUUUAUUUUCUGUAAAAAGAUUUGAGAAAAGAUGAUGUAUUCCUAGAUUAUGAAGAUGAGCCAUUUUUAGAUGUCAAAGAACAGCAUAUUUCUCAUUUUGUCUUGCUUAACAGUCCCAAUAAAAAUCAUGAAAAUGAUAUUUCCGAUCGUGGAGAACUGUAGCAAAUCAAGUUAGAUAUCAAAAUACCACCUAAAGAAGAGGACUAGGAAUAAAUUGAUGAAAUGAGGGUACAGCAUCAUAAGAGAAAACAAAAGAUUUUAGAGAACAUUCAGAAAAAUAAUUCUAAGCUCAGCAAAAGAGCGCUUAACUCGCAUAGAUAGCAAAUGCUUGGCCAAACUAUUUCAGACAAUCAGUUUACUGAAACAAAUAUGACAUUCGAUACGAAUGGCAAACCUUUGCAUAUAAAACUGAUAAAUGCGGCAAGUCUUAAACCAGCAAAGCUUGAUAUGCUUCCUAAUAGGCAGUAUAAUUUACAUUCUGAAUUUGGAAAUAAUCAGUUACUUAAAAAGCAUGCCUCCUCUUAAUCAAGAGAAAAGAAUUUGAAACCUUUAAACCACACUCCAAAGAAUAUAUUGGUAAGUUAACUACAAGAAGAAGAAAAUGAGAGCACAUAGGAGCAAUUAGCAAACAUAAAUGAAGUUCUCAAGCCAGAUUAUGGAGUGGUAGUUAAGAACAAGAUUGGCUAAACAGUGGCACAGGGGGAUGAUUAUCAUAAUAAGGAUUUUAAGAACAAAAGAAGGAUGAAUAUGUCAAUCUACAAGACAGGUCUCAGUAAUACAUAUUCUUUAAAUAUGAGCUCAUUGUAUUAAUCUACUCAAUCUUAGUAAGAUAGAAAUAUAAACAUUAAAGAUCAAGAUAGAACCCAUUUAGCAGAUGCUAAAAUCAUUUUACAAUAGGAUGAUUCAUUAACUAUGGAUAUUGAUCAGUCUAUUGUAAAGCUAAAUACAAACUAAGUUAACAGUUUAAAGAAUAGAUUUAGACAUAUAACUAGAAGCUAAAAAAGAAGACAGAUUUCAACUGAAUAAGGAUUUGGGUAGAUCAUGCUUAGUUAAACAUAAGAUCAUAACAUGCUGUUUGAAAGUUAAGCAAACUAUAAGUAACAGAAACAACUCCUGCAGGAAAUCCGCAAUAAUAAAAUCUCUCAUUUAGUAUAGAUGUUUAGGGUAAUCAUCAAACAAGCUUCUUAAAUACAGUAAAAAUCUCAAAUGAGUGCUAAUCAAGGUCAUAUUUUGGUAUACAACAAUAAUGCCUUGAAUACAACCUAAGAGUAAAAGGACUAAAAUGCCUUGGGAAGAAAUAGCAUUAAUUAAAGAUUUAACUUGAGCUUAAUUGACUCUAAUCAGUCAAGCACUAAGUAAAAGAUUGAAUAUUAUGGGUAGCAGAGCAUUAAAGCUGAGAAAGCAUUAAAAGCUUGA
This is a messenger RNA of Stylonychia lemnae, 1590 nucleotides long. Lineage: Eukaryota; Ciliophora; Spirotrichea; Sporadotrichida; Oxytrichidae. The record is from the annotation of a GenBank genome assembly.